Chlamydomonas reinhardtii is the source of this 1649-nucleotide messenger RNA. RefSeq lists its product as uncharacterized. NCBI's taxonomy places the organism in Eukaryota, Viridiplantae, Chlorophyta, Chlorophyceae, Chlamydomonadales, Chlamydomonadaceae. The transcript has 7 exons. Gene Ontology annotation, molecular function: S-adenosylmethionine-dependent methyltransferase activity. Bases 90 to 1229 code for a protein of 379 amino acids. The record is from RefSeq and is a predicted model, not a curated record.
AUCACGUAAUGCUGCUGCUUACGAGGCCUAGCUGCGCUCUGCAGCCCGCGCGCGGCAGCCCGACCAAGCUUGCACUUUCAGCGAAAGCCAUGGCUACGACCUCAAGCUCGCCGCUGAUGCCCAAGGAGCGAGUCGAGCUUCUCGAUAGAGCAUGGUCGGAGGCUGCGGAGCUGUACUUGAAGGAGCUCGCUCCGCGCUUUGACCCCUGGUUCCAACUGGCAGUCGGCGAGCUGAAGUCGCACACGCUGCCGCCGGGCCCCGUCCUCGUGCCCUGCUGCGGACCCGGCCAGGAGCUGCUGCCACUCCAUGCUCUGUACGGCGGCCAGCGGCGGGUGGUGGGGCUGGACCUGUCGCAGGGCAUGAUCCGACUGGCCCGCGCCGCCAUCGCCUCGGCCUCGGGGGCCGCCGCAGCCAACACCGGCAGCAGUAGCGGUGCUGUUGGCUGCGGAACCCCGCAGCAGCAGCAGCAGCAGCAGCAGCAGCCGGUGGAGGCGGUGGUGGCGGACGCCUCGGCGCUGGACGCGUUCGGGCCGGCGGCAGCAGUGGUGUCGGUGUUCGGGCUGCAGCAGAUGAGCGCGAUGGCACCAGCGGCGCUGGCGAACUGGGGCCGGUGCCUAGCGCCGGGCGGGGUGGCGGUAGUGGUGCUCUGGCCCUCGCGAGUGGAGGACCGCGGGCCCUGGCUCACAUUUGACCAGGUGAUCCUGGAGAAGACGGCGGUGGACAAGGGCCAGCCGCCGCCGCCGCCUGAUGCCGCCCGUGUCGCCGAGCCGCUGGCCUGGGAGUUGGCGCUGACGGAGCCACUGAGGGCGGAGGAGGCGGCGGCGGCGGAGGAGGAAGCGGUGGAGCGUGUGCAGGGCGCGGCGGCGGUUGGCGUGGAGGUGCUGGCUGACCGGCUGCAGGCGUUCGACAUGACGUGGCCGUCCGCCGAGUUCUUCUGGAAGGUGAUGACGGAGGGCGGCCCCUGGCGGGCGCGGCGGUUGGCGCAGGGCGAGGCCGCCAUGACCGACCUGGCCAACCGCUUCGCCGCAAAGUACGGCGGCAUGGGGUCGGAGCAGUACGGCAGUGCGCCGCUGUCGCACCGGCCGGCGGCGCGGGUGGUGGUGCUGCGGCGGCGGGGCGGCGUGGGUGGCGGUGGUAGCAUGGAGGGGCGGGUGGCGGCGGCGGCAUUGCCAGCGGCGGUGGCACAACAGCGGCAGGCACAGGGGCGCGGAGAGCUGUCGGCGUUGUGAGCGAGCGUGAGGCAAAUGAUAUGUGGGUGGUUUUGUCCGUAUAGCCGUGUGGCGCAACGCUCAACGGGGGUUGGUUUAUGGGCCAGUGUGGUGACUGUCAAUUUCACUGUCACGACCGCUUGCGUGGUGCCAGGCCGUCUCCCCGACGAACGGAACUGAGUUUGUGCUUAGGUGUUAAGAAGGCAUUUCGACUCACUGUGACUAAUUAGGCUUUGAUGCAGGGUGUCAUGUGGCCAUGGUGCUUGGGCGCGGGUGCUGAGGCUUGGAUGGGGCAGAGAGCGGGACUCGUGUAUCGUAACAACGGGAUGGUGGCGGACUCUGUGGGCCGGAGAUGGUCUCUCAUCAGACUGUCUCUUCUUGUACAGUUGUACUACUGUCGCUCGCAUUAAUUUGCAGCCGUUGCAAUCAACCACAAUUGUC